GUGAAAAACUUUAUUGACAUAAAUGUAUUUACAAUUCAGACCCGCACUGCUGAGACCUCCACAGGCCAGGAGUCCCAGGUCCAGUCCCAGUCCCAGGUCCAUGUCCAGGUCCAUGCUAAGGCCUUAAACCCUGACCCCUCAGGGACUCACUGGCAUCACUAUUUUGAGAUAUUUUAUUUUAUUAUGCUAUUAUUUUAUUAACCUAACUGUUCUUGGUGGAGCGGUAACAGCCCAAUACAGCGGGGGCAGGAGUGCGUUUUAAUCUGCUCUUAAAUGGAGCGCAGAAGAAGAAGCUGCUCCUAUUUCCGGGUCCGGUUCCAGUUGAUGACGUUCCUCUGGAGUGUUCCGGUUGUUUCUAGCUGCCGUUUAAUCAAACACACCGACGCUCGGUUAGUCGGUACCGGUUCUUCUUCAGGAAGUGUGUAGCUGCUUCUGGCAACCUUCACCUGUCCGCUGACCACUCAGUCGGGUUUCUCCUCCACACACAGGGAGAUUUGUGUUCUGACACACACGGUUGCGUUCGGACGCCAUCAUGGUGUUAGCCGACCUCGGGAGGAAGAUCACCUCGGCGCUGAGGUCUCUCAGCAACGCCACCAUCAUCAAUGAGGAGGUGUUGAAUGCCAUGUUAAAGGAGGUGUGUGCUGCCCUUCUGGAGGCUGACGUCAACAUCAAACUGGUCAAACAGCUGAGAGAGAAUGUCAAGUCUGCCAUAGAUCUGGAGGAGAUGGCUUCAGGUCUGAACAAGAGGAGGAUGAUUCAACAUGCCGUGUUCAAGGAGCUUGUCAAGCUGGUGGACCCAGGUGUAAAGGCCUGGACUCCGACAAAAGGAAAGAACAACGUCAUCAUGUUUGUCGGUCUGCAGGGCAGUGGGAAAACUACAACCUGCUCCAAGCUGGCCUAUUAUUACCAAAGGAAGGGCUGGAAGACCUGCCUGAUCUGUGCCGACACCUUCAGAGCUGGUGCCUUCGAUCAGCUGAAACAGAACGCCACCAAAGCCAGGAUCCCGUUCUACGGCAGUUACACAGAGAUGGACCCGGUGGUGAUAGCUGCCGAGGGAGUCGAGAAGUUCAAAGGAGAGAACUUUGAGAUCAUCAUUGUUGAUACGAGUGGACGACAUAAACAGGAAGACUCGCUGUUUGAGGAGAUGCUGCAAGUCUCCAAUGCUGUGCAACCUGACAACAUCGUGUACGUGAUGGACGCCUCCAUCGGUCAGGCCUGUGAGUCUCAGGCGAAGGCCUUCAAAGACAAAGUGGACGUUGCGUCGGUGAUCGUCACCAAACUGGACGGGCACGCCAAAGGAGGAGGAGCUCUGAGCGCUGUGGCAGCCACAAGGAGUCCCAUCAUCUUCAUCGGAACAGGAGAACACAUCGACGACUUCGAGCCCUUCAAGACUCAGCCCUUCAUCAGCAAACUGCUCGGAAUGGGAGACAUCGAGGGUUUGAUCGACCGAGUGAACGAACUAAAACUGGACGACAACGAGGAACUGAUCGACAAACUGAAACACGGUCAGUUCACCCUCAGAGACAUGUACGAGCAGUUCCAGAACAUCAUGAAGAUGGGACCUUUCGGACAGAUCAUGGGGAUGAUUCCUGGCUUCGGUACAGACUUCAUGAGCAAAGGAAACGAACAGGAAUCGAUGGCUCGACUGAAGAAACUGAUGACCAUCAUGGACAGCAUGAACGACCAGGAACUGGACAGUAAAGAUGGUGCAAAGCUGUUCAGUAAGCAGCCCAACAGGAUCCAGAGAGUCGCUCAGGGGUCCGGAGUCGCCACCAGAGACGUCCAGGAGCUGCUGACCCAGUACACCAAGUUCGCCCAGAUGGUGAAGAAGAUGGGGGGCAUCAAGGGACUCUUUAAAGGAGGAGACAUGUCGAAGAACGUGAACCCGUCUCAGAUGGCUAAACUGAACCAGCAGAUGGCCAAAAUGAUGGACCCCAGAGUCCUGCACCACAUGGGUGGGAUGGCCGGUCUUCAGUCCAUGAUGCGUCAGUUUCAGCAGGGAGCCGCUGGCAACAUGAAAGGCAUGAUGGGAUUCAACAACAUGUGAUCACCGGCCAAUCGGCUGCCUUAAUACAUUACAAACUUUUAGCGCCGCCUCCUGACAGGUACAAGUGAAGGGGGCGGGACUUGGAGAGAGGGAGCGCAGGAAGUGUAAAGAGACAAAAUAAAAGCAGGAUGUUUGAAUUUUCGUUCUGUAGUCUGCUUUUUAGAAAAAUGCCAGAAGAAGAAAUGCAAUGAUUUAAAGGAUCAGUUCCUCAUUUGAAGGUUCAGAUGUAUCUAAAUGAUAUUCAAAUGUUGGACUGCCCCUUUAAAUGAGAAGGAGAAAGACGUGCUGGUUGUUUUUCGGGCCUCAUUAAUUUAAUUCUGUAAAAGUUGUUUGUGUAUAAGAUUUAAAUGGAGCAGAGAGUCCGUCCUGAUGGGAUGAGAAGAAGACACAUGAUGAUGAAGAUGAUGAAGAUAACAUUAGUUAGUGACAGUAUUUUUGUCAUAAUAAACAUUUGUAUUUCACCAUUUUAAA
Cyclopterus lumpus (lumpfish) is the source of this 2518-nucleotide messenger RNA. RefSeq names its product signal recognition particle 54 (gene srp54). Gene Ontology annotation, molecular function: ATP hydrolysis activity; GTP binding; endoplasmic reticulum signal sequence receptor activity. Lineage: Eukaryota; Metazoa; Chordata; Actinopteri; Perciformes; Cyclopteridae. The record is from RefSeq and is a predicted model, not a curated record. Bases 533 to 2047 code for a protein of 504 amino acids. Gene Ontology annotation, cellular component: cytosol; signal recognition particle, endoplasmic reticulum targeting. The transcript has 17 exons. Gene Ontology annotation, biological process: SRP-dependent cotranslational protein targeting to membrane; SRP-dependent cotranslational protein targeting to membrane, translocation.